Brassica oleracea var. oleracea is the source of this 565-nucleotide messenger RNA. RefSeq lists its product as uncharacterized. The record is from RefSeq and is a predicted model, not a curated record. Gene Ontology annotation, molecular function: metal ion binding. Lineage: Eukaryota; Viridiplantae; Streptophyta; Magnoliopsida; Brassicales; Brassicaceae. The transcript is spliced from 3 exons. Bases 89 to 484 code for a protein of 131 amino acids.
AGCAACAUCCCAUCAAACGUUUAAAAGCGAACUCUCAAGCUAAUCAUCUCUGAUCAUUCACAAUACCGGUCGUGAAGAAGACAAGAACAUGAAGCAAAAGAUCCUGAUAAGAAUCUCUAUGACUGAUGAUAAAACACGAGCAAAAGCAAUGAAAACUGCGGUUCAAUUUCAAGGCGUGUUAGGUGCGGAAAUAAAGGGAGAUCACAGGAACCAGAUUGAAGUUACCGGUGUUGAAGUCGACAUGAUCUGUCUAACCAACACACUGAGGAAGAAAGUAGCCUUUGCGGAGCUUGUAAGCGUAAACAAAGUCGAACCACCAAAGAAACCCGAGGAGAAAAAGCCAGAGCCAUGUUAUCAACCAUGGCAUUAUGUAUAUGGUGUGCCAUCUUCCUAUCCACACCCAUGUGAUCCCUACGGGUACAACGGAAAGGGCUACACCGAGGAACCCGUCUACAAUCACGAACCCAAUUGCAGGAUCAUGUGAAAAGACUUAUGGAAAAAAUAAAACAGUUUUUUCUAUACAGUAAGAUUUGUCACAUGAAUAAAAAAAAGCAUUGAGCUCCAA